CUGUCUCCCACAUCUAUAUAAUAUUCUCCUCCCUCUCUCAUGUUAAAUAGAUUACACUUCAACAAAAGCUGUGUGUGCAUAUCUUUGGGUCGGCUUAGAGCAAUUAAACCCACACAUUGUGAGCACCUAACUGGAGGAAUCUAAUUGCAACUACCACCAAGCCCAGCCUAGCCCACCAGUCUGGAGUCUGGACAUCAAAUUGACUUCCACGAAAGAGUUCCUUAGAAGCUCCAGGACAAGCAGCAGCAGCAGCAGUCCCGUCUGACCCAACUGGAUCAUUGUACACUCGGCUGCACCCUGGUGCGUUUUUUCUUUGCAGGAGACAGGAGCCUCACCGAGAGCUCCGUACACCGGUUCCCAAGCUGUCUCUUCGGCUGCUUCCCGCGUUUAUUAUGGACAAUGACGAGGACGAUGAUGGGAACUUCACCAAGUGGAUGAGCAGCUACUGGGGGCAUGGGGAAGGGGACGAGCAUGCCAAAGAUAGGAAGAGAAGUUUUAGGAGGCCCUCACGCUACAAAGCUGAUCGCCGUGCCUCUCUGCCCUGCAUGUCUCAGCUAGAAGCAAUGCAGGUGAAUCAUCACCAUGCUAACACCAUGGCCCCUGGCCCUGCCCACCUAAAGGGCCGUGAGGAGAAGGAGGUGCACUCUCAUCCUCGUGCCCGCCGUGUAUCUUCAGACGAAAACAGCCGAACCAAAGCGGUGGGACCUGAAUGUCACAUCAGCACCAUUCCAGAGCUCACUGAGUGCUUAGAGAAGAGGCUACGUCUCAAUAACCAGAAGGGUGAUGCAGAUAGCAUAUGUCUUAUUUGCCAUGAAGGACUACGGAAUGGAAGGGGUGGCAUCCAAGAACUUCACUGUGGCCAUCAUUUUCAUAAAGAGUGCAUUGAGAAAUGGCUUUGGCAGAAACAGUCCUGUCCCUCCUGUCGAGUUCAUGUGACCAUUCCUGAGCCCCUCUACUGGUCCUCUGCUCGUGUGCAGUUUCCCUGAAAAUAUCCAUUUUUCAUCACUGCAUGUCUGCUUAUAACCUGUGACCCUGGACACUGAUUUUGUGUGUUUAUAUGUGAAUAAAAAAGACCACCUUCUCGAGGUGGAAGCGAGGAUGUGUGUAGCAGUCCUGCAUGAUUAUGUCUUUUGCUUGCACACACUGCCUAUAAGACCAUUUUGAAAGUGCAUCCUUUAGUCUAUGAAUCUCGAGAGCUUUGUCUUUAUUUGUUUGUGACCCUCCUUUUCCAUCUUUCUUGCAUAUUUUCCUCUGUGGUUUGGUGAGGACAGGAAGUUUGGAUAAGCUGAAAACCAUGCAUGCGAAGUGUCUGACCACAGAGCCUUUUUGGUUUUCUCUUUUUUCAUAUCUCAUGUAUUGCACAAAGCACAUCUGAAUUAUCCGUUAACGUACACAUGCCAAAUUCAAAGGCAGAGAAUUUUAGACUCUGUCCAACAUAUUGUGAUGUUUCUAUAAUGAUCAGAAAUGUAAAUUUCAAAGAUG
This is a messenger RNA of Carassius carassius (crucian carp), 1482 nucleotides long. RefSeq names its product leukemia NUP98 fusion partner 1-like. NCBI's taxonomy places the organism in Eukaryota, Metazoa, Chordata, Actinopteri, Cypriniformes, Cyprinidae. Bases 393 to 986 code for a protein of 197 amino acids. The record is from RefSeq and is a predicted model, not a curated record. The transcript is spliced from 4 exons.